Closterium sp. Yama58-4 is the source of this 663-nucleotide messenger RNA. NCBI's taxonomy places the organism in Eukaryota, Viridiplantae, Streptophyta, Zygnematophyceae, Desmidiales, Closteriaceae. The record is from the annotation of a GenBank genome assembly.
AUGGCCGACAGACGGCUGAAUUAUGCUGGUAUCGCUGGAGGGGGAUCGUCGGUGGAAGAGGUAUUGCCGACUCCUCAACGUGGAGAGAUCUGUUGCUGGGAAAGCACAUUCUUUUACGAACUUCCCAAUGAUGGAGCUCGAAACCACAUGAACUCGUCUCGCUACAGAAUCCAGUGUUGGCUGCAGAUGUCACGCCAGAUCAAAUUAAUGGUGAAUUUCACGAGCACUGCUGGCUACCGUGCUGUCGGUGCUGGGUACAACAUGGAUCAGGAUUCAGCUGUCGUCUCGUCCGAUUUCAAUCUGAUUCAUGCUGAUGUUCAUGAGGUAUAUUCUGGUUCUGCGUGCCUGUCAGGCCCUCAGAUCAGCCAACUGCUGGAGAUCAGCGUGAGGAGGCUGCUGGAAACCAAAUUGACAUCAGGUUUUGCCAUUGACACCAGCAGGUUCUGCUGUGACGUUCAAAAGGGCCUUGUUGAUGUGCUUCUUACCAGCAUGCACCUUGAUGCUGAUAGAACUGCUUGGCUGGAUAAUGUUGUGAAGACAUUGAUGAGACAUGAUUGGAAAGGAGCAGCGAGGCUGCUGAUUAGGAGUGCAUGGUGUGCAGCAGAUGAGUCGAGGUGUGCUGCUGUGGCGGUGCUUCUUGCUGCUGGGUGUGGGACUCUUUAG